Neurospora tetraspora is the source of this 816-nucleotide messenger RNA. RefSeq lists its product as uncharacterized. NCBI's taxonomy places the organism in Eukaryota, Fungi, Ascomycota, Sordariomycetes, Sordariales, Sordariaceae. The coding region runs from base 1 to 816 and encodes 271 amino acids. The record is from RefSeq and is a predicted model, not a curated record. The transcript is spliced from 3 exons.
AUGGCGAACGUGUUGAGACAGCCAAUGAGUGGCAGGAGCGGCGGCGGAUGGAAAAACGCGAGGAGGAACGGGAGAGGCGCGAGUUUCGGGAGCGGCGGCGGACGAUUCCCGGGCAGAGGCCUUAUGAGGAUGUUCAUUGGCAUCCUCAUCCUGAUGCGCCAAUUCGGUCACACGUAUGAUCCUAACCGUCCCAGUCACUCGCGGCUGUCGGAGACAGUAUCCGACCCCAUUGAUGGAGAUGGUGUUGGUAAUGAGGGUCCUUACAGAUACCCAACCUUGCGCACCAGAGCCCGUCGGAGCGCGACUGUGCCAACCGAAGGAACUAGUUCUAGCUCUUACAUCCGGCGUCCGCACCCUCGGGAAGGCCUGGGCGUCGUCGCCGAGGAUUUCCCCUGGGAACCACCGUUUAAGUGGGGCAAGAACAACAGCUACUUCUCCGACGACGACGACGACGACAACCACACUUACGACUCCUCUUCAUCAUCAUCAUCAACCGCCUGCUCUCAGUCACCCACCGACUCAAUCCUCAAGUCAAGCGACGACGAAGGCGCGGGAUGUCUCAAACCACCCACCGAAACAACAACAACAACAGGGCCGCAGCAGCGGCCGAUUUUGUUGGCACCAGUCAACGCCGGUCCAGAGGAGACUUUCCCCAACACUCCCCCCGAGGAUGUCCUUCCCGAGCGGGAACCCGAGUGGGACGGCAUGGCGAGGUCGGAGCCGCCCUUUCAGCCUAUGUUCAUGGGCAAGCAUUUUGAUCCGAGGGAUCCUUAUCGGUAUGGACGGGGACCACCCGGACGCGGCGGACGUCGUUGA